UGUUUUCAUUUUAUACAACAAGACUCACCUCUGUGACACGAGGAUGUAAAAAUAUCCAACAAAUUAUGGGAGGGACACAUGAAAUCGCUCUGAUGUACAGUACUCAUUGUGGCACUUUACUCUCGAUUAACAGCACAACAGAAAGAGACUACAGACCUAACACAACGACUCUUUACUGAUCAUAUCUCCAGCCUCAACUGAAAUUGGAUGUGACCUUCUUCAGGAUGUACGGGGCAUCACAUCUGUCAUGGUAUAAGGAAGAAGCUUCUAAUUAUGAGCUAUCCAUACGGAUUGUACAAGCCAAAAAUAUUCACGGAACAGAUGUUGCCACCAAACCGGAUUGCUAUGUGUGUCUGUGGAUUCCCACUACUUUGCAGGAAAAGAAACGAACCAAAACCAUUUGGAACUCAAAAAAUCCUGUGUGGGACGAGACCUUUCACUUCCGAAUUCAUAAUCAGAUCAAGAAUGUCUUGGAGCUGUCAGUACAUGACGAAGAUGUUGGCACCAAAGAUGACCAUCUCUAUACCGUGAGCUACGAUUUGGCCAAUGUCACUCUUAACAAUCCAAUUCUGAAAACAUUUCCUCUAAAUACAGAGCAUAAUGAAGAGCUCCAGGUAGAAUUGGACCUGGUGGAUAUCCCAGAACCAAAGAAAAUGGUCACAACUAACGGCGUUUUAGUGUGUCCUGAAAUGACUUCUCUGGAAAUUCAAGUGGAAAAACAGGAAACAAAUAAAUUCAAAAAAAAAAACGAGCUGGCGUUGGCGGUCAGAGGCUCAUAUGAAGAAACUCACAAGAUAAUAUUUACUCCACAUGACACAAAUGGAUCCGAUUCGAAAGAGACAUUUGCUUUCCAUUACCCAAGAGACUGGGGGACAGAACUCACUGCUAGUCUGAAUAGAGUGUACCCAUCUUUGGAUGUCACAUUUACUAACGAUGCAGAAAAUGAUUUCAACCUGACCACAGUACCUCUUACGUUACUUUCUCCGGAUAGCGAAACUAAGGUCCAGUUGACAGGAACAGAGGCCAUGCCUCUGGAAAUACAACUGAAGUUGAAAGAAUGUCCCGAGAAACUUGAUGUGCGGCUGGGCUUCGAUCUCUGUGAUCAGGAGAAAGAGUUUUUGAACAAGAGACAAAAGGUUGUGGCUGCAGGACUAAAAAAUGUUCUCCAACUAAAAGAGGAUUUGGUGGGAGAAGAGGUUCCUGUCGUAGCUGUCAUGGCCACUGGAGGUGGUGCGCGAGCUAUGUCUUCUCUGUACAGCCAUCUGUGCGGCCUUCAGAAGAUGGGGCUUUUAGAUUGUAUCACCUACAUUGCAGGGGCCUCUGGCUCUACAUGGACAAUGAGCAAACUUUACGAAGAUCCUAACUGGUCACAGAGUGAGCUUUCUGAAUCUGUAAACAAUGCAAAGAAACAUGUCACCAAAAAGAAAUUAAGCACCUUCUCCAUGGAUCGACUGAAAUAUUAUCGCAAGGAACUCCAGAACACGUCUAAGGAGGGCCUUAAACCUUCCUUUACAGACCUUUGGGGGCUGAUGAUCGAGUCCAUGUUCAAUAAUGGGAAAAAUGAAAGCAAGCUUUCGGACCAAAAAGCAGCCCUAGAAAGUGGACAGAACCCUCUACCCAUUUACCUUGCCAUGAAUGUUAAACGCGGACACAUUAGCACGCUGGAUUUUAAAGAAUGGUGUGAGUUCACCCCAUAUGAAGUAGGACUCCUGAAAUAUGGCGCAUUCAUUAAAACGGAGGACUUUGGCAGUGAGUUCUACAUGGGCCGUCUGAUGAAGAGGAAUCCAGAGCCCCGUAUAUGUUACCUGCAAGGUUUAUGGGGUAAUGUUUUCUCUCUAAACCUGGUGGACACUUGGUAUCUCACCACUCAGCUGGACACCUUCUGGGAUCACUGGCUGAAAGACAGAAUUAUGGACAUUGAUAAAGAAGACAUACAGCGCAGGAGAGAAUCAGCGCACAUAAAAACCCAGCUCUAUACUCCGUCUGGUACCUUCUCCAAGAUUCUGACCGGAGUAUUAACCAGCAGACCCAUAGAUGGAGAACAUCAGAACUUCCUCCGAGGGUUUCACUUACACAAGGAUUACCUCCAGCAUUCUCAGUUCUGCAGGUGGAAAGACACUAAUCUAGACACGUUCCCCAACCAGCUAACCCCACUCGCUGACAAUCUGUGCCUUGUGGAUGCUGGAUACUUCAUUAAUGCCAGCUUCCCUCCUUUACUGAAACAAGAAAGGAAGGUGGACAUUAUCUUAUCGUUUGAUUAUACAUUGGAUACACCUCUCCAGUCUGUCGAGCAGACCUGCACGUACUGUACCACACAGGGCAUUUGUUUCCCUAAGGUUUCCUUGAGCGAAGAGGAGAAGAAAACGCAUAAAGAAUGCUACGUUUUCGUUGAUGAAGAAAAUCUCGAUGCUCCCUUAGUCCUACAUUUCCCUCUGGUCAAUGACACCUUCAGAAAGUAUAAAGAGCCGGGUGUCUUGCGGACUCCGGAAGAGGAAUCAGAAGGGGACGUAGAUGUCACAAGUUUUUUGUCACCGUAUUUUCUGACAAAUUUUACUUACAGUGAGAGGGACUUUGACCAGCUGAUGAAAAUGACCCAAUAUAAUCUCCAAAACAACAAAAGCUUAAUCUUGGAUGCCUUGAAAUCUGCCGUGGAGAGAAGGAAAACCAAGAAUCUAUUAAAUGGAAAACAUCAGACACAAUGUCACAGAUAAUCAUUUUCCAAUUAACAAAAUUAGCAAAAGCAGGGGGAAAGACAGUGUUUUGGAACUGCAAGUGCGUCUUGAGAAUUUCUGCCGAAGGCAUCUCCUCUUAAAUAAACCAUGACCACAUCGGAAGGAUGGACCCAGCAGAACUCUCGUAUCUCCUGUAAUCUGGAUUGCAUUUCCCUUGAUGCUUAGAUAGCUGAGCGACUGGCUAAGUAUCUUGGGAAACACAUUGUUGUUUUGCACAAAUGACAAUAUUUACCUUCACAGGUUAAUCACGCCUCUAGUGUUGUAGAUAAUAGAUUGCAUUUUUUAUACAUAUGUUUAUUUAUUUUACUGUUAUCAGUUCCAUUAGUUAAAAUAUUUUUGGUCAUUGCUUACUAAACAAAUACCAAGUUAUUGGAAAAUAAUUUUAAAACAUAAUGUAUGUGUGUUUCAAAUAUAUUUGUUAGUUAUUAUAGUUGAUUCAAUGUAAUGUUUGUAUGGGGGUAACAUUCCAAUCAGACUGACCACAGUAACCUAAAUGAAUGCAGAUUGAGCUUCAGUAACAACUGCUCUGCUACAGGCGGUAUUAUAGACUAGGAUGAGAUUUCACUGUACGAUAUGACAAUAUGGCCCUUUUUAUAUAAUGUCCUAUUAAAUCAUGCUGCUUUAUCUAAAUGUUGGAAAUCCCUUUAAGUUAAGUGUUAUUAAAUCAUUUUUUGG
Messenger RNA from Pelobates fuscus (common spadefoot toad), 3407 nucleotides. RefSeq names its product cytosolic phospholipase A2 epsilon-like. The transcript has 20 exons. The record is from RefSeq and is a predicted model, not a curated record. Gene Ontology annotation, biological process: glycerophospholipid catabolic process. NCBI's taxonomy places the organism in Eukaryota, Metazoa, Chordata, Amphibia, Anura, Pelobatidae. Gene Ontology annotation, molecular function: calcium-dependent phospholipid binding; calcium ion binding. The coding region runs from base 225 to 2711 and encodes 828 amino acids. Gene Ontology annotation, cellular component: cytosol.